CUGGGAGAGCGGGAGGCGAGAGCGGGCAAAAAAAUAAAAAAAAAAAAGAAAAGGAAAAAAAAAGGAGGUCCUGGCUGAAGUCAAACACAAAGUGAAGCACGCGAAUGUGGGAGCAGGACGGAUAACCCACGAGGAGUGCGGCUGGAAGGAGGGCAGCGUUCUGAUGAUGUGUGUAACUGAAAGCGUGCCGUGGUUUGUUACAGCCUUCCUGGUGCUGGGGCUGUGUAAACCAGGGAAGGGGACCGUGGUUAAGCAGUGUUGAAAAACAGGAGAAGUGCUGGAGUGUUGGGAAUUCCAUUUAUUUGUUUGAAUCCAUGACCUUUUCCCUUGGAAGCAGUCAUGUCAGCUUCAGUUUGCUACUUCUUUCUUCUCUUGCAUAAGAAGUGUGGUGAUCCUAGGCCGAGCUGCUUGCAGUUUCAUUUAAAAUGAGCCCUGGAGUGAUAGAUACCGCAGCCAGUUUGGUCUGAAGAGGUUGUGUGAGAAGUUCUUGAAGGUGGCUACCCAAUGAGAUUGGUCUGUGUAGAGACACUCACUGCCUCUACAGAGGAUCUCGGUGCUGUGUUUCCUUGUAGGAUACAGAAGGCUGCCUCAGAGUGAAAAGGCUCCAUUUGCAAUCUGCAAUUUCUGAUGGCUAACAAGUUGGAUACAGCAAUGUGGAUUUCCCGCUUGUUCACAGUUUACUGCUCUGCUUUAUUUGUCCUGCCUCUUCUAGGGUUACAUGAAGCAGCAAGCUUCUAUCAGCGCGCCUUGCUGGCAAAUGCUCUCACUAGUGCUCUCCGACUACACCAAAGGCUACCACACUUCCAGCUUAGCAGGGCCUUUCUGGCCCAGGCUUUGCUGGAGGACAGCUGCCACUACCUGCUGUACUCUCUUAUCUUUGUGAACUCCUACCCUGUCACAAUGAGCAUUUUCCCAGUUCUGCUGUUCUCUUUGCUUCAUGCUGCUACAUACACAAAGAAAGUUCUUGAUGCACGAGGCUCAAAUAGCCUGCCCUUUCUGAGAAAUCUUCUAGAGAAACUGAAUGCUAAUCAACAGAAUAUUCUAAAAUUCAUUGCUUGCAAUGAAAUUUUUCUGAUGCCAGCCACAGUUUUUAUGCUCUUCAGUGGUCAAGGGAGUCUGCUCCAGCCAUUCAUUUACUAUAGGUUUCUAACAUUACGCUACUCUUCUCGGCGAAACCCGUACUGCAGGACUCUCUUCACUGAGUUGAGAAUUGUUGUUGAACAUUUAAUAAUGAAGCCCUCAUGCCCUGUUUUUGUAAGAAGACUGUGUCUCAGCAGCAUUUCCUUUAUAAGCAGAUUGGCACCAACUGCUGCAUAGCCAAAUUUCAGACACGCGUCUAUUGUGAACAUUGUGAGCAGCUGGCACUUCUGCUGAUGAUUAAAUUUCUGGUUUUACACUGAUCUCACUCCAGGCUGUAUAAAAAUGUGUCUUUGCUUUUCUUGGAGAUAAUAUAAAAUUUAGCAUAUCAAAAGCAAGUCAUGGAAACUUCAAAAUUACUGUGCUAUAUUGGUAAUUGGUGGAAAAAAAGUAGCUGCAUUCUAUCCUAAACGUACCCAGUCCUGCAGAAUUGUUUUUUAGAAAUCAUUAGUUGUUGGAUGCUGAUUAAAACUCUUUAAGAGCCUGUGCAUAAUAGGUUUAUACUAGCUGGAACCAUUGCUAUGGUAGGGUGUCUCUAGCAGGUAGCAUUGGUACAUACACCUAGGCAGUACAUGUUGGACAGUAUUCUUCUGCUUACUAAAUAUAUGUAGAAUUAUUGUCCAAAUCACUAUAUUCAGUGAAAAACAUUGCCCACCUUUAAUUUAACAAAAUUUAAAGGGUAUCAAGCUGGUAUAGGUAACACCUUUUCAGGAGAGCCUAUUUCUGCUAAUGUCAUUUAAAGAUAAGGUAAAAGCUCAGAAGAGUUAUGAUGAAGCCUUCUGUUUGGUUGCUGGGAGAAAUCUCAAGGCUCUGACCAUGGAGAAUUCAGUUGUCUUGUCAAAACAGGAUGUUUUACCAAGCCAAACUGCUGACCUGGAGGCUUUUCAGACAAAGAUGCAAUGCUUAAACUUUUAACCAUCUCUUAAGUGAACUAAUCAAUGUAAAUGUUGUAACUUUUGGAGAAUCAUUGCGGAUAUGUUCUUGUGUCUACACAAAUGUGAGACUGCAGUAAUUCAAGCAUGUCUGCUUUUUAGAAGAUUAAUCUGUAGCUAGCUCUAUAUAAAUUGUUAUUCCAGUUUCUGAGACUCUCAUUGUAAUGGGAAAUUUGCAUAAAGGAUUGCACCUGUUCAGGCAGCUAUUGAAACAAAUUGCUGUAGGAUUUUUUGGCAUAAAUCCAUCUUAUGACUGAUCUGAAGGCAGUAUCAUGACUACAGAAGUGAAUAUUAAAUUGAGUGCUGAUUAUGUAUUCACCCAGCAGCUGAAAGGUAGGUCAUAGAAAAAGAGUGUUAUCUGCCCGCAUGUAAUAUCUUUCCAUGAGUUCAAGGCAAAGUAUUUGCCUUAUCUUCUGUAGCUAAUAUUAAUGUUCUAAUUGCAUAAAAUUAAAUGGGAUAAUUGGCCUUUUGUAAAAAUCCUAAGGUACUGUGCUCUUCUUCCUUAGUCAGAGAAAUGUGAAACACUUCUGAAAACAGUCUCAGAGCAAAGUAUGUAACUACUGAGUUAUCUUGUUUGCAAUGCGGAUGUUAUUUGGCCUUUUCAGUUGUUUUAGCUUGCUAUUUUAGAGCUGUGUAUUUACACACUUAAUUUUUUGCCCAACCUCUUGGUACUGAUAAAGACCUGUUUUUGGUAAUCAAAUAUGAUACUCUUUGACUUUGCAUCUUGCUUUCUGAACAUGAUUAGUUAUUUAUAGAACACUUGCAUACUGCAUAAGCAACUGCAUGCAGUACUGCUCUACUGCUGCUAAUACUUGCAACAAGAUUCACUAUGUGUAUAUCCUGUAACUUGAGGAUUUUAUAAAACCUAAAAUUUCUACUACAAUAAAAUGAGUGUUAAAUGUAA
Centrocercus urophasianus (Greater sage-grouse) is the source of this 2973-nucleotide messenger RNA. RefSeq names its product transmembrane protein 33 (gene TMEM33). Gene Ontology annotation, cellular component: endoplasmic reticulum; membrane. Lineage: Eukaryota; Metazoa; Chordata; Aves; Galliformes; Phasianidae. Bases 628 to 1317 code for a protein of 229 amino acids. The transcript has 7 exons. The record is from RefSeq and is a predicted model, not a curated record. Gene Ontology annotation, biological process: endoplasmic reticulum tubular network organization; membrane organization.